CGCCAUCAUCGCGCGCCCGCCACUCCUCACCACUCCCACCCCUAUACCCGCGCAUGGUAAUUGCGUAAAUCCGCGCAUUGUUUACCAUCGUCGCCUAAUCUCACAUCCCUCACCUCCCCCUCCUCACCCGCCAUGUCUACCCUCCUCCGCCGAUCAGGUCAUCUAGCGCGAUUAUCCAGACCCUGCCUCAACGCCUCAUCAAGAGCACCGCUCACCCUACGGAGACGAGUACCCAUUCCGCAAUGCAUAUAUGCACAGCAGCGCGCACGGAGAUUUGCAACCGGGCCGCCGGAGGAGCCAAAGAACAGCAAGAAGGAUGAGCAAAUAGAGAAGAAGCAUGGCCAGGCUGAACAGUCUGAGCCAAAUACAGCCGAGAACAGCGGGAAGGAGGCAGAAAGCCAAAUGUCCAAGCUGACGCCCGAGGAGGAGAAGCUAUUAGAUCAACUGGUGUCUUUUGUCUCGAUGGGCGUACCGAAGGCGCAGAAACAGGCCAUCGAGGAGGCAAUGCAGGAGAUCAAGAAGACGGGCAUACCCCCAGAACUGCGGCAGGAAAUGGACCGGUUAGCAAGAGGUGAGAAGCUGGAUCUGGCCACGGCGGCCAAGAUCUCGCGCCUCUCCAGCAAAAUGGCACGCAAGGCCGCCGAGCAGCAGCGCUUCAAGAACGAUGGCACCGAUGCAGAGCCCCAGCAGAAAGCUGGUGCACACGAUCCAGGCCCACAGUCUCGCGGCAAGGACUCCAAGGGCGGCGCUGGUGGAGCGGGCGGCCCUACCCCCAUGUUUGGGGGCAGCAUGGACACGAACACGAUACUUAUCGCCGCCUUCCUCACCUACUUGACGUACAAAAUGCUCUACCCGGGCGAGAAUACAAAGGAAAUCACAUGGCAAGAGUUCCGGACUACCUUCAUGGACAAGGGCCUAGUGGAGAAGAUCGUCAUCUUGAAUGGCAACAAGGCAAAGGUCCAUCUGCACCGCGAGGCCGUCGCGUCCAUGUACCCCGAAUCGCCCUCGGUCAACCAAAACUUCUACUACUACUUCACCAUUGGCUCGGUCGAGGCCUUCGAGAGGAAAAUGGACGAUGCUCAGUACGAGUUGGGUAUUCCCAGCUCCGAGCGCAUCCCCGUCGCCUACUCGAACGAGAUCUCCUGGUUCGGCACAUUUCUCUCCUUUGGACCUACCAUUCUGCUUCUCGGCUCCCUGUUCUACUUCACUCGACGUGCGGGCGGAGGCAGCAGUGGAGGCUCCGGUGGCAUAUUUGGCAUGGGUAAGAGUCGUGCCAAGAAGUUCAACCACGAGACCGACAUCAAGGUCAAGUUUGCCGAUGUCGCGGGUAUGGAUGAAGCUAAGCAGGAAAUCAUGGAGUUCGUCUCGUUCCUUAAGGAUCCCGCCCGUUUCCAGAAACUUGGUGCCAAGAUCCCUCGUGGUGCCAUCCUAUCUGGACCCCCAGGUACCGGUAAGACACUCCUGGCCAAGGCUACCGCUGGCGAGUCAGGCGUGCCUUUCUUCAGUGUCAGCGGUUCCGAGUUCGUAGAGAUGUUUGUCGGUGUCGGUGCAUCGCGAGUACGAGAUUUGUUCGCGAAUGCACGCAAGAGCACACCCUGCAUCAUCUUCAUCGAUGAAAUCGACGCCAUCGGCCGUUCGAGGUCAAAGCAAAAUUUUGGAGGUGGCAAUGACGAACGCGAGGCUACGCUCAAUCAGAUCUUGACGGAAAUGGACGGUUUCAACACGACAGAACAGGUCGUUGUCCUUGCUGGUACCAAUCGACCUGACGUCUUGGACAAGGCUUUAAUGCGACCGGGCCGAUUUGACAGGCAUAUCAACAUCGAUAAACCGACUAUGGAUGGCCGAGCUCAGAUUUUCGGUGUUCACUUGAAGAAGAUCAUCACCAACGAGGACAUGGAAUUCUUGAAGGGCAGGCUAGCUGCCUUGACACCAGGCUUCUCAGGUGCCGACAUUGCGAACUGUGUCAAUGAAGCUGCUCUGAUUGCCGCCCGCCACAACGCCGAAACCGUCACGAUGGUGCACUUCGAGCAGGCCAUUGAGCGCGUCAUUGGCGGUCUCGAGAAGAAAUCCCUUGUGCUCAAGCCGGAGGAGAAGAAGACGGUCGCCUAUCACGAAGCCGGCCACGCCAUCUGUGGCUGGUACUUCAAGUACGCGGAUCCCCUUCUCAAGGUCUCGAUCAUUCCCCGCGGCCAGGGUGCCCUAGGCUACGCACAGUAUUUGCCAAACGGAGACACAUAUCUCAUGAACGUCAACCAGCUCAUGGACCGCAUGGCCAUGACGCUGGGUGGCCGCGUAUCUGAGGAAUUGCACUUCGAAACCGUAACCUCUGGCGCGUCGGACGAUUUCCGCAAAGUCACCCAGAUGGCCACCGCUAUGGUCAGCAAAUGGGGCAUGAGCAAGAAGAUUGGCUACAUCUACUACGAAGAUGACCAGAACGGCCAGCAACUUCAGAAGCCCUUCUCCGAAGAUACUGCGAAAAACAUCGACAUGGAAGUCAAGCGUAUCGUCGAUGAAGCGUACCAGCAGUGCAAGGACCUGCUCACCGAGAAGAAACACGAGGUCGGCCUUGUAGCAGAAGAGUUGUUGACUAAGGAGAUGCUCGGUCGCGAGGACAUGAUACGGUUACUAGGACCCCGACCAUUCGAAGACCCAGCCGACUUCCACAAGUAUUUCUCUGGUGAAUAUGGCAAGGCACCGGGGCUCAUUGAACCCAAGGGCGACGACGGUGUGAAGGGCCCACUAGUACCGCCUGCACCAGCAACAUUCAAGGAUUUAGACGCAUCAAGGUAAUCAAUAGGUAGCAUAUUGCAUUUUCUGUUUCAGUUCAUGAUAUCAAGGCAUGGGCAAAGCAGGUGAAAACGGGCUUUCAUUCCACUCUUCAUCUCUCGUCCCAUGGUUGGGGUGUAUUGUAGCAUAGACUCAUUUAUAUGCCCAGGGAAGAGCGGGCUUUGUAUAGUAGAGCUGCGUGGAUUAGACGCUGCGAUAAUGAAACGCUGCACUGAACAGAUACACUUCAUAUGCUGUAUAAAGCUCAUCCGCGAAGCGUCAUGUUUUCAAUGG
This is a messenger RNA of Cucurbitaria berberidis CBS 394.84, 3060 nucleotides long. Its product is annotated as ATP-dependent metallopeptidase Hfl. Gene Ontology annotation, cellular component: membrane; m-AAA complex. Lineage: Eukaryota; Fungi; Ascomycota; Dothideomycetes; Pleosporales; Cucurbitariaceae. Gene Ontology annotation, biological process: protein-containing complex assembly; mitochondrial protein processing. The record is from RefSeq and is a predicted model, not a curated record. The transcript has 2 exons. The coding region runs from base 133 to 2790 and encodes 885 amino acids. Gene Ontology annotation, molecular function: ATP hydrolysis activity; ATP binding; zinc ion binding.